Cyprinus carpio (common carp) is the source of this 1860-nucleotide messenger RNA. It is a transcript of the gene tmem263, whose product is annotated as transmembrane protein 263. The record is from RefSeq and is a predicted model, not a curated record. Lineage: Eukaryota; Metazoa; Chordata; Actinopteri; Cypriniformes; Cyprinidae.
UAAGAACCAGAAACGUCACUUCCUCUCCUAUGUGUCCACAUUGGUACGUGGUUAAAAACAGCUAGGACGCCACGUACACAUUAUGCAAAGAUAGGUCUUUAUAAGAAAAGUCUUGUCAGGUCGCAGAUCCAUUCUAAUUUUAGCGUGUGUCUUUCUAAAAAGCCGAAGAGAGCAGCAUAUUUUUCCUUUGAAACAAGCAAGGGGUGGAGACAGAACUUUCCAACUUCAUCUGCAGAAGUUUAGAGAAGCAAACUCAGUAAAAAUGAGUGAAACAAACCAACAACGGGAUGAGUUGCCUGCAUACUUGAAGGAUGAGCCUCCAGCAGAUACCAACAAAGACCACCCCCAACCCCAGCCUGGCAUGUUCUCCAGGGUGGCCGGUGGUCUGUUCAGUGUCACGAAGGGAGCCGUUGGGGCCACAGUGGGUGGAGUUGCCUGGGUUGGAGGGAAAAGCUUUGAUCUCACGAAAACUGCUGUUACCUCAGUUGCAGCUGUUCCAGCGAUGGGAGUGGGGCUCGUGAAGGGCAGCGUGUCCGCCGUGGCUGGUGGCGUUUCUGCUGUCGGCUCCGCCGUUGCCAGUAAAGUUCCCAUUGGUGGAGGCAAGAAGAAGGACAAGUCUGAUUGAAUCACGUGGCUCGAAGGUACUUUUGUCAGAGGCGUCUACAUCGUGUCUUCUUCUUUGACUCCAGAGGGAGUUGAUUGUGGAGUUCAUGCUUGUGUUACGAGCAUAUUUGGACUAUUUCCGUUUACCUGAACGGACCAACAAGAUGACAUUCGCAAGCCAUGUGGCCUUCAUCUGCUCCACGCAAGAACCUUUGUUUUUGUGUUCUAUAAGAAUAUGACAUUAAGUGUGUGUUGUAUACAGAGUCAAACUGUUUAUGUAUGAAGUAUUAAAUAUCUGACCAGAGGUGGAUAUGUGGACCUCUAAAUGUUCCGUUUAUGCUUUACUGAGCACACACUUGUGUCUGACUGUACACGCAAGAAUCACAUGUUUUAAACACACCUUACAGUUGAAUUGCUCCAAGCUUGUUGAAGGGAUGAAGAUCAAUGAAGUGUCCCUCUAGGUGCUGUGGGGGAAAUCUCAGACUGUGGGGUGCUGAUGGUGGCGCUCCAUCCAUCUGAUUGAUUGUUUGUGAGAUUACUUACUUUGUGCCUCUGGGUUCAGUGCUGUACUCCAACGAUCGCUCUCUGUGUCCCCCCGAAAAACAGAGAAACCACAAACUCACACACAUAAAUAUAUAUACCUAUAUAGUCCCACGUUAAGGGCUUGUGUGUUUAGAUUUUGUCAAACGACUCCAAAAUUACAAUUGUGAGCCAUAAAUCUGAAGGCUGAUAGUACUGCAUUUUUUUUCUUUCUUUUUUUUUUUUUUUUUUAGGGAAAUGUGCAUGACAAUCUCCGCCAAGACACAAGUCUUUCUGUUUUGAUGACUAUAGCUGUAUUCCAAUACCUAGUGACAUUAUCUUUCUCAUUUUUGUGUGUCAUUCCAUCUGUCCUUUCACUUAUUUUGUUCUGUUUGCUCUUUUAACUCUUUAAUGUGAAUUUUUUUUUGAUGUUUUGUUUUAUGGGCCAACAAAGAACCACAUGAGGUGGCAAAGUAUAAUACAGUAUUUUCUUCUGUUAAGUAUUUGUUUUCCCUUCACCAAAGAUUACGAUUGGAAGAAGAGUUCAGUGUAUUUGAGGAUUUUCUUAUUUUUGUUAAUGUUGCUAUGCAGUAUACUUUAUGGUAUUCAGUGUACUCUUUCAUUUUAGAUAGAUAGUUAUCAAAUGUAUAUUAAUGUUUUGUUGUUGUUUGAUUUGAGACAAUCCAUAUUUCAGUGUAAUGUGAAUUCAAAGGACUUAAAUAAAGAAACUUCACCGUU